This is a messenger RNA of Penicillium brasilianum, 906 nucleotides long. The record is from the annotation of a GenBank genome assembly. NCBI's taxonomy places the organism in Eukaryota, Fungi, Ascomycota, Eurotiomycetes, Eurotiales, Aspergillaceae.
AUGGCGAAAGGUGCAAAGACAAAAGACGUCGUUGACGAGCAGCCUCCGUCGGUUGAGGAAGAUCUUUACAAGAUCCUGGGUGUCGAGUCCGACGCAACUCCAGAGGCAAUCAAGACUGCAUACAAGAAAAAUGCUUUAAAGCACCAUCCUGACAAGGUCAGCGAAGACGUCCGUGAAGAAGCCCAUAAGAAAUUCCAGCAAAUCGCCCUCGCCUACGGUGUCCUCUCCGAUGAACGGCGUCGAAAGACUUAUGAUCGCACGGGCAGCACAGACGAGGUCCUCGGCGAAGAUGGUGACUUUGACUGGUUGGAUUUCUACCGUGAACAGCUUUCGGCAAUGCUCGAUACCCGCGCCGUCUCCGAUUUCCAAAAGAAAUACCAGGGCUCCGACGAGGAGAAGAAGGACUUGCUGGAGGCUUAUGAGCAGCAUGAAGGUGACAUGGAUGGUAUUUAUGACUCUGUCAUGCUGUCCAACGUCCUAGAUGACGAUGAGCGCUUCCGGGCUAUCAUCGACCAGGCCAUUACCGACGGCGAGGUGGAAAAGUACACAAAGUACACCGAGGAAUCUGAGAGCAAGCGCCAGCGUCGAGUGAAGCGUGCCCAAAAGGAGGCCAAGGAAGCUGAGAAACUCGCCAAGGAGGUUGAGAAUAACAAGAAGAAAAAGGCUGCCGCGGCGGCCAAGGCUACUAGCGGAGGCGGAGAUGACGAUCUGCUUGCACUUAUUACCAAGCGCCAGCAGCAACGUGGACAGGGCUUCCUUGCUCAGUUGGAGGAGAAGUAUGGUCAACCCAAGGGCAAGAAGCGCGCUCCUGUGGAUGAACCACCGGAGGAGGCGUUCGCUGCUGUUGGUGCCCGCAAGAAGUCCAAGGAUGCGAAGCCCAAGGCCAAAAAAUCUGCGAAGCCGUAG